AUAUUAUUAUUUAUUUAUAAAAAAAUUGUUAAAUAGGUACAAUUUGUUGUUAAAAAUGAUGAAAAAUUUGAAAAAUGUGGCGUCACAAAAUUUAUUGUUGCCCAACCGUCUAAUAAAACCAUCAAAGAAACAAAGCAAGACGGAAGAAAAUGACUGGUUAUUAGUUGCUACAAAUUGGUAUUUUUGGAUUUAUACAUGGACAUUAAUGGUAGUUGCAAUUAUUGGCUUAGGCGCCACUAUUAUGCUAAUGGUCGUCUUACGAUUCACUACUAGGAUGGAGAGUAUAGAGUUUUUAACUGAUAGCGAGCUGACUAAACUUAUGGGCAAUAUAGAUUUAGACGAUAUAUAUAAAGUUGAUGGCAUUAUGGAAGGGUUUAAAGAUAUACCAUUAGAAAUGGUGAGUGAAAAUGACAAUAUACUUUUACAUGUUGUCAACCCAGAAGAUAAAAGUUUGGAAUCUGCUAUAGAACUUGGAUUUACUAAGACACAAGUUAAAAACAUUAAUUCAUUCACAGUGGGAGAUCCAGAAAAUCCUAUUUUUACCACAUCAUUUCCAAAUUUUGGACUUCCAGAAGGUGUCCGUCACUUAGAUGUAACCACAGUAUACACUAAUCGGAUAGUAAGUCCAAUAAACGAAACUCUAACAUUGAAAUCUUCAAAUUAUACUCGGCUGAAAGGUAAUGAAGGAACUACCAUUGAUGGAUCUAAAAUAAAAUGGUCAGCCGAAGGAGAUAUAUUUCUCAGAUCGGUAAAUGGUACAGUAGUACUGAGUUCUGCGGGUAUUUACUUGGAUGUACAAAAUUUACCGGUAGUACUGUCAAACAAAUUUGCUGCUCAUCAAUAUAAACUAUGCAUAUGUAUGCCGAGUGGAAUGGUAUUCAGAGUCCCAGUGUCAACAAGCUACAAUUCUUACAUGGCUUGCAGUAUGAUUGAUCUAGGAGAGAGCAAUCAUCCAUGCAAAUAAAAUGUUUAUUCUGGUAUUAUACACUAUAGACGGAAUCAUCAAUUAAACUCUAAGUGUAUUAUAAAAAA
Messenger RNA from Acyrthosiphon pisum (pea aphid), 1032 nucleotides. It is a transcript of the gene Scgbeta, whose product is annotated as sarcoglycan beta. Bases 56 to 964 code for a protein of 302 amino acids. NCBI's taxonomy places the organism in Eukaryota, Metazoa, Arthropoda, Insecta, Hemiptera, Aphididae. Gene Ontology annotation, biological process: muscle organ development. The transcript has 4 exons. Gene Ontology annotation, cellular component: sarcolemma; sarcoglycan complex. The record is from RefSeq and is a predicted model, not a curated record.